Molecule: messenger RNA, 3507 nt
Organism: Sorex fumeus (smoky shrew)
Lineage: Eukaryota; Metazoa; Chordata; Mammalia; Eulipotyphla; Soricidae
Gene: MAPK14
Product: mitogen-activated protein kinase 14
Exons: 13
Coding region: 126-1232 (368 amino acids)
Biological process (GO): protein phosphorylation; p38MAPK cascade
Cellular component (GO): cytoplasm; nucleus
Molecular function (GO): MAP kinase activity; ATP binding
Source: RefSeq, a predicted model, not a curated record
GACGGGCAGCGCGGCGGGGGGGCCCCCGCCCGACUGGGCGGGCGCGGAGGACCCGGGCGCGGGUGCGGGUGCAGGCGGGGCGGCCCUGCAGGGCCACCUCCUCAGCCCGCGGCCGCCGCUGGAAGAUGUCUCAGGAGAGGCCCACGUUCUACCGGCAAGAGCUGAACAAGACCAUCUGGGAGGUGCCCGAGCGCUACCAGAACCUGUCCCCGGUGGGCUCCGGCGCCUAUGGCUCGGUGUGUGCUGCAUUUGACACCAAAACUGGGUUGCGUGUGGCAGUGAAGAAGCUCUCCAGACCGUUUCAGUCUAUUAUUCAUGCCAAGAGGACCUACAGAGAACUGCGGUUACUUAAACAUAUGAAACAUGAAAAUGUAAUUGGUCUGUUGGAUGUUUUUACACCUGCAAGGUCUCUGGAGGAGUUCAAUGAUGUGUAUCUGGUGACCCAUCUCAUGGGGGCAGAUCUGAACAACAUUGUGAAAUGUCAGAAGCUCACAGAUGACCAUGUUCAGUUCCUUAUCUACCAAAUUCUCCGAGGUCUCAAGUAUAUACAUUCAGCUGACAUAAUUCACAGGGAUCUAAAGCCUAGUAAUCUAGCUGUGAAUGAGGACUGUGAGCUGAAGAUCUUAGAUUUUGGACUGGCUCGACAUACCGAUGAUGAGAUGACAGGCUAUGUGGCCACUCGGUGGUACCGGGCUCCUGAGAUCAUGCUGAACUGGAUGCAUUACAACCAGACAGUUGAUAUUUGGUCAGUGGGAUGCAUAAUGGCCGAGCUGUUGACUGGAAGAACAUUGUUUCCUGGUACAGACCAUAUUGAUCAGUUGAAGCUCAUUUUAAGACUCGUUGGAACCCCAGGGGCUGAGCUUUUGAAGAAAAUCUCCUCAGAGUCUAAGCUGGAUUGGAAUGAAUCAAAGGCAAGAAACUACAUUCAAUCUUUGACCCAGAUGCCGAAGAUGAACUUUGCAAAUGUAUUUAUUGGUGCCAAUCCCUUGGCUGUCGACUUGCUGGAGAAGAUGCUCGUACUGGACUCAGAUAAGAGGAUCACAGCAGCCCAAGCCCUUGCUCACGCCUACUUUGCCCAGUACCAUGAUCCUGAUGACGAACCCGUGGCUGACCCUUACGAUCAGUCCUUUGAAAGCAGGGACCUCCUUAUUGAUGAAUGGAAAAGCCUGACCUACGAUGAAGUUAUCAGCUUCGUGCCGCCUCCCCUUGACCAAGAAGAGAUGGAGUCCUGAGCGCCGAUCCGUCCGUCGCACCUCACUGUGAGGGGAAGGCCUUUCCACGGGAACUCUCCAAAUAUCAUUCAAGUGCCUCUUGUUGCAAAGAUUUCCUCUGUGGUGGAAAGGGUGUGCGCGUGCGUGUAUGUGUGCGUGCAUGUGUAUAUCUGUGUUUGUGCGUGCGUGUGUGCAUGUGUGUUGUGUGUCUGAGUGCGGGAGAGUCAGUGAGCAAUUCGGAGCAAACUCUGGUCCCAGUGACUCUGCGUGGAUUUGCCGAUCCUCCACCACCCACCGUCUCUUCUUGCGAGUCAGCAUCUCAGUAGGGGUCUGUGAAAAGCGAAGCGAAAAUCAGUGACUCUCCCACACCCCAGCCGUGCUGUUGCCAUUUGGACCUGUGGCUGCCCCGCCGCCCCUCCUCCCCCCGCCCGCCCGCCCGUCUGCCUCAGCCCCCGCCCUUGAUCAGGGGGAGUCCCCGGCUACAGCCCACAGUGGCCGGGAGGGAAGGCUCCCCUCCUGACUGCUUCCCACCUGAAGGCGGAAAAGGACCACCUGGCUCACGUGCGCUUGUCCAGGGCUCGGAACCAAGCAGGCGUAUCUGGAACUGUGGGUGCCUGCCAGAGCAGGAAGAGGGUCUAGGUAGCGCCGAGAGCCCCGCAGAUGGAGUUCUGAACCAGGCAGGGAGUCACGCAUGAACCCGGAGUGACCCCGGGCGGGGGCGGUCUUCAGCGGCACCGUGUGUGCAUGUGUGAGCAUGCGGAUAUGUGCUUCGCUCUAUCCCCACCCCCACCCCCAGGUGUUGUUGCCAUUUCUGCGCUUCCUCCUCUCCUGCAGUGCAGAGGUUCCGUGGGGACUGGCCCCCGCGGUCAGGAGCUGGCCCUGGCCCGCGGUGUCCCCCCCCUUCUCCCCCCGUGUGCUCUCUUCCCCCAGCAGAGUGACAGUGUGUUUCUGCACGUCUUGCUAUUUGAGCAUGCACAGCUGCUUGUCCUGUUCUCCGCGGGAGGCCCCAGUGCCAGGCCAGUUUGCCAGUGACGACUUCUUCUUGGGUAAUUCAGAAACCCGUGUCACCUCGGCUGACGCUCCCGGCUGGUGACAUCAUCCUCUCUCCAGCCCCCCCCGAUGCUAUUUUGUGUUGAUCACAAUCGAUCCUCCAGGUGCUUUUGAUGUGAAAACUAUGAAGAUAGGGAACGGAGAGCCGCGGAGUAUUUUCAUUCUUGCCAUCUGGUUUUGCGCGAACUGUAUUCGGGGAGUUGUCAGCAGGAAAGAUCAGGGCUUUUUCCGGGACUCUGUCAGACUUUGGAAAACAAGCUGUUCUCUUCACUCCCAGUAACCGACGCUAAGACAUGCCGAAAAUCCAAGUGAAAACUAAAAACCCACGAGGCCAGAAAUCCCUUCACUAUCUUUGUUUAAACGUGGUCAUUGAAAAACAAAAGCAAAAGUCCUGUGUCUUUUCUACCCCUCUGUGGAAAGGGUCUUCUUGGCAGCUUACCAUUGACUUCUCGGUCUUGGUUUGGGAAGAAAUCAAUUUUAUUUCAGAAUUUUAUAUUUUGCAGGAAUCUUUUGAGAAAGUGAUUCUUUUUGAUGGGGAGAAAGGGCAAAUUAUUUUAAUACUUUGUACUUUCAACUUUAUAAAGAAGAAAAUAUCCUCAGGGGUGGAGAAGAGUUGUUUUCAUAAUUUUCUGAUUAUCAGGCACCUUAUUCCACAGAAGGCCGGUAGAGUUGAACCUUUUGUGAAAUAAGGAAGUGGAAUGCCUCCUCCAUUGUUGGCUGUGUGGCAGUCUCGUAUUUGAGCCCAGGGGUUUUUAUUUCCCGGCGCACUCCGGGGGCAGCUGGCAGGACCCCUGAGUCACCUGGAGUUAAAAGGACCGAGGCAGGCUGCGGGGACCCCCUGGGGACCUCCCCCUCAUCAAAGAGAAUGAGCACAAAGGCCUCCUCUCCUUUCCAUCCCGCCGAAACCCUCCGUCCACAGCAAGAUGAACCUUAUCAGCUGUGUUUGGUGGCGGACGCUAGUGUGAUUUCCUCCAGAAACACUGCUCUGUACCUUUCUGAAACAAAAGUCUUUGCACAUUCGACCCAUCCGUGUCAGGAGGCUCCAGGGGCCGGGACUCGGCGGGCGCCCACAGAGCAGCCCCUGGGCACCGUCCUCUCCUCCCGACUUCUCUGAAGAGGGAACUAAAGCCAGAAGGAGGGAAACUGCUAUUUUAUUUGUAUCCAUGAACUUGGCUAUAAUCAGUUGUGCUGUCUAGGGUGUCCUACAAUACCACUGGUCAAAAUAAAGCCUAUUUUUCAAAAUGGA